AUGGCGCCGUAUUUUGGCCUCCGUGGCCCUUCCCUGAACAGGGCUAUCAUGUGGUUGGUCGUGUGUCCGGCCUUUGUGACUUAUGGAUACAAUCAAGGUGUGAUGGGAGGUCUGUUGACCUUGGAAUCUUUCGUUGGGACCUUCCCACAAAUGAACACACUCACUGCAACCGAUGCAGAGAAGACCUACAACUCGACGAUUCAAGGCACGGUCGUCGCGCUAUAUACCGUUGGUGGAAUAUUUGGUUCGCUAUCAUGUAUUCAAUUUGGCGAUAGGCUCGGCCGCCGGAAAGUGAUCCUGUUCACCUCCUUCAUCUCAAUGAUUGGUGCAAUCUUGAUGGCAACAUCCUUCUCCCUUCCACAAUUCAUCGUUGCACGACUCGUCCUCGGAUAUGGCACCGGUGGCUACGUCGCUACAGUACCCGUCUGGCAAUCCGAGAUCUCGAAGCCUAACAAGCGUGGCGCGCACGUAGUAACCGACGGUAUCUUCAUCGGCGCUGGUAUCACCUUCUCUCUUUGGGUCGACUUCGGCUUCUACUUUGUCAAGACCAACUCGGUUUCCUGGCGAUUCCCCUUGGUCUUCCAGGUCCUUCUAUCACUGAUGGUCAUGGGCUUUGUAAUGCUCUUCCCUGAAUCGCCCCGGUGGCUGUCGGAACAGAUCACCCUCGAUAUUCGCGAUAUCGAGACAUCCCUAGCCCUUUCUGGAACAGGUUCCUGGAAGGAUAUGUUGAAGAUGGGCGAGCAGCGUUUGUUCCACCGCACCGUUCUCGCCUGUAUGGGUCAGAUGUUCCAGCAGAUGUGUGGAAUCAAUCUGAUCACUUUCUAUGCCACGACCAUUUUCGAGCAAUAUCUCAAGCUCGAUCCCGUUCAGUCUCGUAUCCUUGCUGCAUCCAUGUGCCUAACACAACCGCUGGGCGGCCUGCUGGCUUAUUUCACUAUCGACCGUCUAGGUCGUCGCGUGCUUAUGUUGUGGAGUGCUGUCGGAAUGUCAAUCUCAAUGGCAAUCCUAGCUGGCAUCACAUCCGUGCAAAAUAACACCGGCAGCUUAGUCUGUGCCGUGGUAUUCCUUUUCGUCUUCGAAUUUAUCUUCACGGUCGGAUACUCCGGCCUAACCUUCUUAUACGCCACAGAGGUCGCUCCACUCCAAUGCCGAGCAUCUAUUAGCGCCAUCUCCGCUGCCGCCGUGUGGACAUUCAACUUCCUCCUUGCUGAGGUCACGCCCGUCGGUUUCGCUACCAUCGACUGGCAGUAUUAUAUUAUCUUCGCCGUGUUGAACGCUGCCAUCGUGCCGACUGUUUACUUCCUCUUCCCAGAGACGAAUGGCCGCACUCUAGAGGAGAUCGAUGAAAUUUUCUUGCAGUCGCGCAGUAUCUUCGAUCCACCCCGUAUUGCUCGCUCGCUUCCACGUAUGCACGUGGCGGAGGCUCAUAGUGUGGAUAUCGAUGCCAAGGAGGUUGGCAGUGGCGAUGAGGGCGUCGGCAAAAAGCCUAAGGUGUAA
This is a messenger RNA of Penicillium crustosum, 1497 nucleotides long. RefSeq names its product putative MFS sugar transporter. Lineage: Eukaryota; Fungi; Ascomycota; Eurotiomycetes; Eurotiales; Aspergillaceae. The coding region runs from base 1 to 1497 and encodes 498 amino acids. The transcript is spliced from 3 exons. Gene Ontology annotation, molecular function: carbohydrate:proton symporter activity. The record is from RefSeq and is a predicted model, not a curated record. Gene Ontology annotation, biological process: carbohydrate transport; transmembrane transport. Gene Ontology annotation, cellular component: membrane.